AUGAACAACUUAACAGUUGAUAGCAUAAGAGAUUCUUUAACUACGGCAUCCUAUCAGUUAAACAUUUGGUUAGGUUUACUUCUUUGGACAAUAGGCAACAUUGGAUGCAUCGGUAAUAUGCUAGUUUAUGGUUCUGCAAAAUCCCGUCAACAAGCGUAUGCAAUCUAUUUGUUCGCAUCAGCCAUAGCUGAUUUUCAUUAUUUCAAUUUUGUAUUACUAACACGAAUACUUCAAAAUGGUUUUACAAUUAUACUAACGAACCGAUAUUCAAUUAUAUGCAAACUGCGACAAUUUAGUACUAUUUGGGGUAAUGUUGUUGGUUUUAGUUUGUUUUCGUUGGCAACCAUCGAUCGACUUUUAUCAACUCACCGUUCAAAUACAUAUCGACUAUGGAGUCACCGACUCAUUCUAUAUCAAAUCGAAAAUGGAAACUGUUCUCCUCGUAGUGGUUUCUAUAGUUACUACGAUAAUUACUUUCAAGUCGUUUUCUCGUCGUUAUUGCCUGCUGUUAGUAUGUCUAUUCUUGCUUAUUUACUCAUUAAAAAUGUUCGACAUGUUGUUCGCCGACGCGUUGUUCCAUCGAUUAGUGUACCCCAACGAAAAAUGAUCAACCAAAUAGAUUCCCGAUUAACACUCAUGCUUAUAUCCGAAUCAUGCAUUGCAGUGAUGACAUAUGUUCCGUAUGCAGUUCAGUUAACCUAUGCGAAUGUAACGCAAAAUUUAUCUAAAUCACCUUUACGUAUCGCAUGGGAGAAUAUGUUUACUGAAUUGAUUCACUUGUUGUCGUAUAUAUUCUUCGUCACGAGUUUUUAUGUUUCGCUCUUGUCCAACGGCGCGUUUCGUCAAAAGCUCAAGGAAUCCUUACAUAUCUUUGGAUCUCAUUUACAUUAUAAUAACGAUCGAACUAGAACUUUUCUUCGUCGAUGGAAUAUAAUCAGUAAUGAUCUCGUGUGCGCAUGUGUAUAUAAACCAAAGACGCAAAAUGAUUCUAGACACAAUAGAAUGGGUACUAUUUUACCAAUCCCAAUAAUCACCUUUCUCGUUCUAUUCGGUAUCAUCACUGUUUUCCUGAUGUUUUAUCAUUGUUGUCGCUUUAUUCUGAUUCACGAAAUAUUCCCAGUUCAUGGUAUUGAUCCCGAUUUGGUUCAUGCAGGAGUCCCGAUUGUCAUCGUUCGUCGUUCAGAUCAACCAAAAAUCUAUCCACCAUAUAUCGCUACAUCUCCAGCUAUUUACGCAAAAGAAUGA
Molecule: messenger RNA, 1245 nt
Organism: Adineta ricciae
Lineage: Eukaryota; Metazoa; Rotifera; Eurotatoria; Adinetida; Adinetidae
Source: the annotation of a GenBank genome assembly